Messenger RNA from Strongylocentrotus purpuratus (purple sea urchin), 2093 nucleotides. It is a transcript of the gene phb, whose product is annotated as prohibitin. The record is from RefSeq and is a predicted model, not a curated record. The transcript is spliced from 6 exons. Gene Ontology annotation, cellular component: mitochondrion; membrane. Gene Ontology annotation, biological process: mitochondrion organization. Lineage: Eukaryota; Metazoa; Echinodermata; Echinoidea; Camarodonta; Strongylocentrotidae. Bases 292 to 1113 code for a protein of 273 amino acids.
UUCAUCAUACUAACGGCCUAAGCUAGGAGGGCUUCGACUAAUAAUAUUGUGAUUCACUGCAUGUGUAGCUUAUGAAUUGUUGUAUAUGCAUAACAUAUAUCAGUAAAAUAUAUAAAUCACAUGCCUAGGUCGAAUCGAGACUUCAAGAAUCAGUAGUUGGCCUUUCACGGGAGCGACUUGGGUACUAAAAAACGUCGGAUAACGCCGAGUAGAGUCUCCUCGCGUUGCGUUGUUCAGCUCGCAGCUCAGCUCAGCUCGGCUUUCCAAAGAAGAACCAAGAGAAAGUAAAAUAUGGCCUUAAAUCAAGUUUUCUCCAGGCUUGGGACGCUCGGCUUAGGUGUUGCCAUCGCAGGAGGUAUUGCAAACUCGGCCUUGUAUAAUGUUGAUGCUGGUCACAGAGCCGUCAUCUUUGACCGAUUUGCUGGAGUGAAGGAUAUUGUGAUGGGAGAGGGAACACAUUUCCUCAUCCCUCUGAUCCAAAGACCCAUCAUCUAUGACUGCAGGAGUAGACCAAGGAACGUACCUGUCACUACUGGUAGUAAAGACUUGCAGAAUGUGAACAUCACUCUUCGUAUCCUGUUCCGGCCGAUAGUUUCUGAACUUCCUAAGCUGUACGUCAACCUCGGUGAAGACUAUGAUGACAGAGUACUCCCGUCCAUCACCAAUGAAGUUCUUAAAGCUGUUGUGGCUCAGUUUGAUGCCGGAGAGCUGAUCACACAGAGAGAAGUGGUAUCACAGAGGGUCAACGAGGAACUGGCUGAAAGAGCUCAACAGUUUGGUAUCGUCUGUGAUGACAUCUCACUGACCCAUCUGACGUUUGGACGUGAGUUCACCCAGGCUGUAGAGAUGAAGCAGGUUGCUCAACAAGAAGCUGAGAGAGCAAGGUUCCUUGUAGAGAAGGCGGAGCACCAGAAGCGAGCGGCCAUCACCACCGCAGAGGGAGACUCCAUUGCUGCCUCACUGCUCUCCAAGGCCUUCGCUAAGGCAGGCAACGGUCUCAUUGAGCUGAGGAAGCUUGAAGCAGCAGAGGACAUCGCCUACCAGAUGUCAAGGUCACGUAACGUCUCCUACCUACCCCAAGGACAGCAGACGUUACUCAGUCUUCCUCAGUGAUAGCUUAUAGUACUCACCAUACAGAUGAGAUAUCUCUGAAGUUAUUUGCAUACAUACACCAACAGAUUUCUAUGUAAUGGAUAAAGUAUUCCCUAGCCAGAUUGAUUCCAUAAACUUGUUGGGAAGUAGUAUGAAUUUCUUCUUUAAUAGAAAAGAAGAAAACAAAUUCUAAAUGCACUUAUGAUGCAUUAGUAAUCUUCUGAGUAUGAAUAUUUUGGACAUUACAAUGCUGUUUAAAAUUAUUCGUUCUGAGCUGUUUACAACAUUAAUGACAAGCUCUAUAUAAGUAAGUCUAUAUACAUUGUGUUUGCUAUCAUUUAGGGCUUGAAGUUGCAAAUUUCUACAGAUUUGUUAUCUUCAAAUUUCAUCAAACAAAUUCUUUACAACAUUUGACUCUUAACCAUUUGUGUGACCUAUGAUCAAAGGAUACUGCAUUGUGUCUAGAAGAAAAAUCUUUACCUGCAGUCUGUCUGUAGACUACUUUUGCAAUGAUAAUCAGUUAGGCAGUGAGAAGAUCUCGGGGGCCCGAGGGUCUUUUCCUUCAUAAGUGAAUAGGCCUGAAUGAUUUAGUUGCCAGUUGCUCUCAGUUUCCUUUCUUUGACCAAGCACCACAUUGUAGAGAUUGUUAUAAGAAUCAUGACCCUCUGUGUGACAUUAUGGAGAGCUAAUGUAGACGGUAUAAUACAUUAUUAAUCAAUGUGAUUUCUUUUAAUCAGACAUGGGUCUACUCUAUUUCAUCUUUUAUUCUUUUGUGAUCAUACAUUACUCAUGGUGGAUAAAAGAAUUAUUCAUCGUCGCCCAAAUCUGCUUGCUUUUCUUGCAGUCACAGUGGUUUAAGAACGAUUCACCUCUUUCUUGGUGGGAUAUCUUGUAGAUUGAAUAGAAGAUUUUUGUUACUUUGUAUUGCCAUGAAGCCGAUUAUGUGAUUUGUAUUUGGAAUAAAAAUCCACUACGAUGUGUACAAAACGUAGAAUCACUGA